This is a messenger RNA of Macaca mulatta (Rhesus monkey), 1264 nucleotides long. RefSeq names its product dual specificity phosphatase 19 (gene DUSP19). NCBI's taxonomy places the organism in Eukaryota, Metazoa, Chordata, Mammalia, Primates, Cercopithecidae. Gene Ontology annotation, molecular function: JUN kinase phosphatase activity. Gene Ontology annotation, biological process: regulation of MAP kinase activity; protein dephosphorylation. The record is from RefSeq and is marked provisional. Gene Ontology annotation, cellular component: cytoplasm.
UUUCUCCAACGAAGUCUUAUAUUUUACCAUUCUGCGUGUAUUAUAAAGCUAAAUGUAAACAGCAACAAUAAGAAAUCUCUCCCAGUUGAUCCCUUGAGCUUUUCGGGAAAAUGCAGAUUUCUGGCUGACAGGAAGAGGAAACAGCAUCCAAUCGGCACUUGUGUCUCAAUGACCAAUCAAAUUUCGCCUUACAUUGCAUCGCUGGGAGAAACGGAGCUGGACGACUCCGUCUCUCCGCCUGUGGCUGCUGCUGUUACCUGGAUGGGCGAGCACCUCUGAGGCUCUUUGUUACCUGGGCAAUAAGGGACUAGCAGUUCAGCCCUUCUCUGUGCCUGCUGGAUUGUUUGUAUUUGUUCCCAGCCUCUGCUCAUGUAAUGCACUCCCUUAACCAGGAAAUUAAAGCAUUCUCCCGGAAUAAUCUCAGGAAGCAAUGCACCAGGGUGACAACGCUAACUGGAAAGAAAAUUAUAGAAACAUGGAAAGAUGCCAGAAUUCAUGUUGUGGAAGAAGUAGAGCCGAGCAGUGGGGGUGGUUGUGGUUAUGUGCAGGACCUUAGCUCGGACCUGCAGGUUGGCGUUAUUAAGCCAUGGUUGCUCCUAGGGUCACAAGACGCUGCUCAUGAUUUGGAUACACUGAAAAAGAACAAGGUGACUCAUAUUCUUAAUGUUGCAUAUGGAGUUGAAAAUGCUUUCCUCAGUGACUUUACAUAUAAGAGCAUUUCUAUAUUGGAUCUGCCUGAAACCAACAUCCUGUCUUAUUUUCCAGAAUGUUUUGAAUUUAUUGAAGAAGCAAAAAGAAAGGAUGGAGUGGUUCUUGUUCAUUGUAAUGCAGGAGUUUCCAGGGCUGCUGCAAUUGUAAUAGGCUUCCUGAUGAAUUCUGAACAAACCUCAUUUACCAGUGCUUUUUCUUUGGUGAAAAAUGCAAGACCUUCCAUAUGUCCAAAUUCUGGCUUCAUGGAGCAGCUUCGUACAUAUCAAGAGGGCAAAGAAAGCAAUAAGUGUGACAGAAUAAAGGAGAACAGUUCUUGAGUUGCCUUAUAGCAGACAAUGGACAACUGUAGUUUCUGAACUGGCUUCUAUAGCCAUCUUUUCCCUUCUUUGGAGAGUAGCAAAACUCCCUUUUUUCUCUUGCCUUUUUUAUGCAUAAAUGGAGGUCAAUUUGAAUGUCCUGACCUACUGUAUAAGUAAAUUUCAAAUGUCAUUACUUUCUCUUUGUUAUUAUAAUGUGUGGUUAAAUGCUUUUUUAAAUUGCUAAGGGAAAACAA